Messenger RNA from Daucus carota subsp. sativus, 891 nucleotides. RefSeq lists its product as uncharacterized. NCBI's taxonomy places the organism in Eukaryota, Viridiplantae, Streptophyta, Magnoliopsida, Apiales, Apiaceae. The transcript is spliced from 3 exons. Bases 147 to 641 code for a protein of 164 amino acids. The record is from RefSeq and is a predicted model, not a curated record.
GGCUGAGACUUUGAGUUUGGUUCUCACAAUAUAAACAAACUCUUCCCAUUUUCUCAUACACUAUUUUCUUGCUCAUCCAUCUUGCUCUGCAGCCUCCAAAGCUACACACACUAAAAACACACAGAAAAGGGCUAGGAGUCUAAGAGAUGGGGAAUUGCCAAGCCAUAGAUAAUGCAAGUCUGGCAAUACAACAGCCUUGUGGUAGAGUAGAUAAAGCUUACUGGCCCCUCCCUGCUAGCUAUGUCAUGAAGACCAACCCUGGCUACCAUGUUGCUCUUCUCCUCACCACCACUCUGUAUCCACCUUCCACCACCACUGCUGACUCGGCUCCUCUUCGCGUUACUCGGAUCAAACUUCUCCGCCCCACGGAUACUCUUGUUCUUGGCCAUACCUAUAGACUCGUCAGUUCCCAAGAGGUGAUGAAAGGGGUGUGGGCUAAAAAGCAUGCAAAGAUGCAGAAGAAAAAACAAUCAGAAGCAUCAUCUGAAGUCAUUAAUUCAAGUGCUGAAAGUACUCUGAAGAACAAAAACAAACUGGUGAUAAAGCACGAUAGACCGACAAAGACAUCAUCAAAAUCCAGCUCUGUGAGACCAAGAGGAUGGCAUCCCUCACUGCAUAGCAUCACCGAGACUGCGAGCUGAUCUUUGAGCUGAUCUUUUGUGUUUAAGCUUUCACAUAUGGGGUGAAUUUUAAUAUAACAGUACAUCCUAGAUGUUUGAAGACCUCUGCGAUUGAUAAGCUCUGUUUUAACAAGUCGAGACACGUCUCAGAUCGCCUUAUCAAGGGCUAUAAUCAAGUUUAGAGCGAUGUAAAGCAUAAGCAGGGCAAUCCGAUUUCAAAUCCAUGUAACCUGGUAUUUGUUUUUUUUCAACUGAUUUGAUUUUUUUUGUC